UGUUCAAACCAGUGCUGCAGUGGCCUCCUUCUCAGGAAUUCCUGUCCUGUCGCCUCAUCCCAAAAGAGGGAUGGCCCAGACGGGCUCAGUCCAGAGGGACCUGACAACGUGAAGGGCCAGUGAUGAGACAUCCUUGAUCCAGCACUUCCUCAGCCUCCAGGCAGCAGAGAUUCCCAUGAGCCCGUAGGGCUCCAGGAUGCAGUCGGUCCCCUCACUCCUUCCGGAAGCAAGCAAAGCCUGCGCACAGGUCUUAGUAGCGGUGAUUGCCAGAAGCCCUGGCCCUUCCACUCUCCCUGGGUCUGCCCUGGAAGGUAAGGUAGACAUGCUACACCACAGGCUACGCCAGCGCUCUGAUGCCACAUUGUGUGUCGUGGGACCCUUAGGGCGGUCCCAGCCCGGCUUCUGGGUACCACUGGGGACCGCCGCCGCGCGCGCGUAGCUUCGGAACCGGUCAGAGUCUCAGAGGAGCAGUUGUGCAGGGAAGCCAAGGACACAGCCGGAGUUCCCAGAGGCCAGCAGCCAGGGUCGUCCUCCCCACUAGCCAGAGACCCGCCCACAGCCGGUCGAACGCCCCGCCUGCAGCCCGCCCCCGCCUACUGCGCUCCGCUCCGCCUGCUUGGGUGCUUUCAGCCUUUGGUGAGCUCCAGGACCUAAGGUUUCUGUAUUCUCUUCGGGGUCGCUUUACCGGUAGUAGGCUUCUUUGGCUUGUGAGCAGUUGUCUGCCACUUCCAGCAUGAGAGUCUUCCUGCCUGUGCUGCUGGCAGCCCUUCUGGGCGUGGAGCAAGUCCAUUCCCUGAUGUGCUUCUCCUGCACCGAUCAGCAGAACAACAUCAACUGCCUGUGGCCAGUUUCAUGCCAGGAGACAGACAAUUACUGUGUCACGUUAUCUGCUGCUGCUGGCUUUGGGAAUGUCAACCUUGGCUACACCCUGAACAAGGGCUGCUCCCCGACCUGCCCCCGUGAAAACAUCAAUAUCAACCUUGGUGUAGCAUCCGUGAAUAGCUACUGCUGCCAAAGCUCCUUCUGCAAUUUCAGCACAGCUGGCCUCGGACUUCGUGCCAGUAUCCCACUGCUGGUCCUUGGACUCCUGCUCAGCUUGCUGGCUCUGCAGCAGCUGAGCCCCUGACUGUCCCCAUGCAUUCUCCAUAUCCCCCCAGCUCAGGAAAAGCCCGGCUCCUUUUAGGUCCCAGGGGACCAUAGGAGCCUUCAGCUCCUCCUGGGUGUGUCUAGUUCCCCUCCAAACUCUCUCAGCAUCAGGGCUAAGUACCAAAUCCACCCAUAUCUGCUCUGUGAAAAUGGUCCUAGCCACCCUUGCUUCCAGAGCCAAUCCUAUAACCUCCCUUGGGGAACCAGGGAAGGGGCAAAGAUCCCCUUGGAGUGUCAAGAGUACCAGAGUCAGCCCUGAAUCUUGUGGCUAUACUGACAAGGAUGUCCAACCCAGAUGAAUGUACAUCUGUUUGCUCAGUGUAUCCGUGUGUGAAUGAAGCCACUUGAAUUCUGGGGUGGGCAAAGAAGACCUGAAAGAUUCUAGAGCAGAAGGCCCCUUGUCUCCACCAAAACCCCUUCCCCUGAUAUCACUGUCCCUGAGUUGUACUCUGUUCAGGAGGCUGCCCAUGGAGGGCUGGCAGCCCCAGAUGCAGUUGAGUCCCUACUGCCCACACUGGCUUCCUGCUGCUAUUCUAGUGCCUCAAAUAAACUGUUCCCACCCA
Messenger RNA from Mastomys coucha (southern multimammate mouse), 1709 nucleotides. Its product is annotated as lymphocyte antigen 6E. NCBI's taxonomy places the organism in Eukaryota, Metazoa, Chordata, Mammalia, Rodentia, Muridae. Gene Ontology annotation, molecular function: acetylcholine receptor inhibitor activity. Bases 734 to 1126 code for a protein of 130 amino acids. The transcript is spliced from 4 exons. The record is from RefSeq and is a predicted model, not a curated record.